Molecule: messenger RNA, 1441 nt
Organism: Triticum aestivum (bread wheat)
Lineage: Eukaryota; Viridiplantae; Streptophyta; Magnoliopsida; Poales; Poaceae
Product: trimethylguanosine synthase
Exons: 11
Coding region: 1-1242 (413 amino acids)
Biological process (GO): 7-methylguanosine cap hypermethylation
Cellular component (GO): nucleus
Molecular function (GO): RNA cap trimethylguanosine synthase activity
Source: RefSeq, a predicted model, not a curated record
AUGGUAGCCACGGUGACCAAGAAACUGCAGGAGCCCCGACGGGACGUCGACGGCGAGCUGAGCAAUGUACCAGCCGUCGGACUCGAACCCGGAUCGUUGAACGCGGGGCCGACCCGCGAAUCGGUUCCCACGGUUGUCAUGCCGCCGGCGGCGGCAGAGUACUCGUCGAUGAGAAAGCUGGGGAAGCUCUUCAAGCUCACCGAAGUGCACCUAUGGGAUGAUUUUUAUGUGAAGACCGGGGAUUGCGAUGCUACAGAGACUACUGGUUGCACGGGAUCUCAAACAACUGAAAACCGCAAUAAAGUAGCCAAAACAACAGAUGCAGAUCAUUCAUUUGUUGAAGAUAUGGAAUUGGCUAGUCGCAUGGCAGAUCAGACUGGUGAUGACACGCAUCUGGAUGAGCAGAGACAUGAACUUAUUUACAAUGAAACUCUCAGUCUAUCAGAUAUUCCUGACAAAGAGUUGACAUAUAUAAGUGUGAUAGCUACCAUUGAUGAAGCACAACAUGACAAAAAUAUGCAGAAUGAUAGUCCAAUGACUGAAGUGUUAGAAAUGAACCAAGAAGUUCAUUCAUGUCCGGACAUGGCAAACAUGUCCACUGACAUUGCCAGGUAUUGGAAUCAGCGGUACUCGCUUUUCUCCCUUUUUGAUAGUGGUAUAAAGACGGAUGAAGAGGGGUGGUUUUCAGUGACGCCAGAGCUCAUCGCAAAGCAUCAUGCAUCUCGUGUUGGUGCAGGCAUAUUGAUUGACUGUUUCGCAGGAAUUGGUGGUAAUACCAUCCAGUUUGCUACAAAGUGUAAGCAUGUUGUUGCUGUUGACGUUGACCCACAGAAGAUUGGUUAUGCACAACAUAAUGCAACUAUUUACGGAGUAAAUGAUCACAUAGACUUCAUCGUAGGAGAUUUUAUUAAUAUAGCACCUCAUCUGAAGGGAGAAACUGUUUUCAUGUCACCCCCUUGGGGUGGACCAGACUAUGCAGAAGUCGAUGUUUACGAUAUCAAAACCAUGCUUAAGCCAUGUGAUGGGUAUCAUCUCUUCAAACUUGCCAUGGCUAUCGCUUCGAGAGUAGUCAUGUUUCUUCCUCGCAACUGCGACCUAGACCAACUGGCAGACAUGUGUUUGUCGGUGGAUCCUCCAUGGGCGGUUGAGGUGGAGAAGAAUUUCCUCAAUGGGAAGCUGAAAACCAUAACAGCGUACUUUGAAGAACACGUGAGCGUAGACGUGGAAGUGGAACACCAAUGAUCCCCACCCAAAAACCGUGUUCCUUCCUGAACAGCGUUGAUGAUACUUAAUGUAUGUGAAAUCCAAGUACUCUGCUGGAUGAGAGAUUCCGUGUCGGUGUUUGGUGUACUUGGGCAGCAGCGCGUACAGCUGGGGUUAAUGUAUAACUAGCCGAUUCGCCGAGAAACUUCGUAUGGUUUAGUUGCUUGUGUAUGGUAUA